Molecule: messenger RNA, 1164 nt
Organism: Paramecium pentaurelia
Lineage: Eukaryota; Ciliophora; Oligohymenophorea; Peniculida; Parameciidae
Source: the annotation of a GenBank genome assembly
AUGAUCGAAUAAUUUUAAGUUUAAGGAUCAAAGGAUAAGUAUAUUGUCUAUAAUAAAGUAUUGGGAAAGGGAGCUUAUGGGGUUGUUUUGUUAGCCAAAGCUGUUAUCUUAGGUAGUUAUCAUGCUGCUAAAAUUGUAAUACCUUUUUAAUAACUUCUUAAGAUUAGUAAAAAGUCUCUUUCCUAGACAGACAUUUCCAAUUUAAGAAAUGAAAUUAAUAUAUAAUCCAAACUAACUCAUCCAAAUGUUGUAGCUAUGAUUGAAGCAUUUGAAGACAAUGAAUAUUUAUAUAUGUUACUUGAGUAUUGUAAUGGAGGAUGUCUAUUUACUAAUAUUCAAUUAAGUGGACCUUUAAGAGAGGAUAAAGCAUUAUAAUAUUUUGUAAAAAUUGUUAAGGCAGUUCAAUAUUUACAUUCAAAGAAUGUUUUACAUAGAGACAUAAAGGUAAAAAUAUCAACUAUUAGAGUAGCUAUCAAAUUUACUUUUAACAUCUGAAGAUCAAAUUAAAUUAGCUGAUUUCACUUGGAGUACAUCUCUUUAAGGUGGUUAUGUUAGUCCUCAAAUUUGUGGAACACUUGAAUAUAUGCCACCUGAAGUGAUAGGAAAUAAAGUCUAAAAUGAAAAAUUAGAUAUAUGGAGUUUAGGAAUUGUAUUAUAUGUAUAAAUCAUAAAUAAAUAUAAUAGGAAAUGCUUCAUAAUGAUUUUCCUAAAAUUGGAUCAUUGUUUUUUAAAUUUGGAAUUAGUGAUGAAUGUAAAUUAUUGGUCAAAUAGAUGUUGGAAAAUGAUCCAUAUCGAAGACCUACAACUGCUGAAAUUUUAAUUAGUCCUUGGGUUAGAAGAUUUCAUAGAUAUAAAGAACUUUCUAUUAAUAUCAUUAAAAGUUCAAACAAUUUAUAGGAUCAAAAAGGAAUAAAUUAAUACUCUUUUUAAACAGGUUCACCAUUAGGUUCUCCAUUAAGAGCAGGUUUAGGAACUCCUUAAAUAAAUGGAUUAGGUUCUCCUUUGAGAAAUCAAUUAGGUUCUUCAUUUGGAUUUUCACUUAAUAAUGGUCUUGGAUCUCCACUUGGAUCUCCUAUACAAUCCCCUAUGAAUUCACCUCUUGCAAACAUUGGUAAACGUGUUGCUACCGAACCAACUAGAAUUAGUGCUUAAAAAUUGGUAUGA